AUGGCGAAGCGAUCACAGAGCAAAAAACUUUUCAGUAGAGAUAAUUACAAACUUAGAGAAUUUGUUCUGACUCCAUACUGUAUAAAAUACUUUGAAGUCAGUGGUGGGAUUGCUUAUGUUGAGGACUCUGUUAGCACAAGCUGGUCUAUUAUGUACAUAGUUGCUGGAACAGCUAUUGAAAGAGAUGAUUGGAUAAGCCUUGUUAGAUAUUACUCUAAAGAGAGAGGGGCAAUUUUUUUGCCUAAGUAUCAUCCCGGGAUAUGGAAAAAACCCGGCCGCCAUAGUUGUUGCGAUGACAUCAAUCGGCGCUCUAUGGGCUGCCAAGCCACUAUUGAACCCGGUCUUCCCAUUUUAAUAGAGGAGCAUCAACUUCCUCGACGGUCCUCUUCGUCUGCAAACACUGCGCAUAACAAUGCUAGUAGUAGCACGAGCACUACAAACAGUGGAGGAAGUGUAACUUCGAAUCCUACUUCAGUCAACUCGCCUAGCAAUUCUAUGCCAACGGCUGUCGUGGCUCAAUUGCAGCACUGCUUCUAG
Protopolystoma xenopodis is the source of this 537-nucleotide messenger RNA. Lineage: Eukaryota; Metazoa; Platyhelminthes; Monogenea; Polystomatidea; Polystomatidae. The record is from the annotation of a GenBank genome assembly.